AUGAAGCAGGCCGCCAGCGGCCGCAAGGCGACAGCAAAGGCACGGGCAGCCCCAACGCCGCCUGGCAGUCGCUCCAAGGCGGCGGGGCCGGUGCCCGCCUCGGGCUUCAAAGACGGCGGCAGCCGCCCCAAAGGAGUCCCUGCACGCGGGGCGAAAACGAACGCCGGACGACGUCCCUCGAUGCGGAGUGGGGCGCCGGGGCCAAAUGCUUCCGCGACACACGGGACGUAUCGUGAGGCGCCCCUGUUGGGGACUUCUAUGUAUCUGUUGCCGCAACGGCGCCGCACAUCGCCGCUAGGCGUGUCUUUUUUUUGUAGUUUCUUCGUUGCCAGGAUGCGACGCACAAUCGACCGGUACCGCCAGCGAGUGAAGUGGGAAGCGGUGGAGAAGCCGCGAGCGGCUUUUUUGAUACAAACCGCAUGGCGCAAGCGCAAGCAGCGGCGGCGGAUGAGGCUUGUGGUUCUAUCGAAGGUGUUUGUCCCCCUACUGCGUCGGAAACUGGGACGCAUUCGCGCGGCGAAGGAAAGUUCCGCCCUUCUGCUCCAGCGUGUUUUUAGGUCGCAAAAAGAGCGACACUUUAUGCAUUGGCUGUACCAACAAAUGAAGUACGGUCGGGCGCUUGCGUUGCUGCGUAUGCGACUAAAGCGGUAUGUGGCAAGGCAGUAUGUGGCCUUUCUUGCGCUGCAACGCGAUGAGCGGGUGGUGUGGGAGGAGCGCUGUGCCAUGGCUUCACUUUGCAUCAUCCGCGACGAACGCAAGGAGCUGCUUUGGAUUUUGCGGUGCAUGAAGACAACCUCACUUAUGGCUUUUACACCCUUGGGGGCAACCGACAUAUUCACGCAUGAGGAGACGCGCAGUGCUGGGUGCUGUUCCCUUCCCCCGCUUUCGCGGACCGUGCCUAGGUUCCAGCCCACCCGUCUCGUGCAUGCCUCAGGGUCGCUGCGGAGGCACGAGGCCCUGCUCGAGGGAACUUCAAAGACCGCAGCUCGUGUGGAUGCCGACGGCGACAGCGACGGCCCUGUGGCGCGAAACAACAGCGGUAGCGGAACGUCCUGUCUGGGUGGAGGUGGUGCGCUCGUCUGGACCUCCUUGUUGCACAAUGAGGAGGGCGCGCGCCAGCUGGUGCGGGAACUCUUCGCCCCCAAGGAGCCAUGCUACCCUCUCGCGCGGACGGAGCUGCGGCAGAGACCCACCAGCGGAGACACUGAGAAGACGGUCGCGAAGUCCUUUAUUUCUCAGGGUGGUCGCUCCACCGAGACCGAGGGACGUCGGUCGUUGCGGUUGAGUGACGCGGCGGGAGGAAGAGCCGCCUCCGCCAAAGGGCGGCCCAAUGUGGCUUUUGCCGUCGCAAGGCUGCCGCUGGAUGACUCCGGGGCCUCAGUGCAUCACCUGAUGGAGGCGUUUAUUAGCCUACUCAUUUGCACGGAAUCCACAGAGCGAAAGGCACUGGAGUUGGAGCUCCAGAGCCGCCAGAAGGACUUGAUGAAAACAAUGAAUCGUUUUGUGUCCGCCAUUCACGCCUCUCACAUCGCCCCAGCGGUGUACCUUCCGCUUCUUUCAGCGCUGGGGGACACGUGGGUGGUGCGUCGCGCCGAGCAGCUUUUUCGUGAAGAGUAUGAGGCGCGACUGAAACUUGUGGAGGAGUACCAACUGACGCCGCUUCGAUUUUUGAACCGCCCCCUGCUUAACCUGGCGGCGGAAGAGAGGCGGCGGCGCUUGCAAGAGCGCCUGCAGACAAUGCAAAGACGGGAGAAGGAACGAGUGGAGCACGCUGGUGUGGCAUCGCUGCUGCCGGCUGCCGUCGCCACGAACACGCCUUGGCUGGAGGAGGGACAGGCCAUGCUGCGUUUUAUGACUGACGUCUCUGCCCCAGGCAGGCCAGUGAGCCGAGAAGCCCUUGCCGAGGCCUCGACGUUGAAAACGCGAUACCCGACCCCGCACGCUGGGCUUCCACAACCAGCACCGCCGUCGCCGCCGCCGCGAAGGGCGCACGAGAACGCCGUGGCCUCCAGCGUUCCACUUGCAACUUCCGACGGAAGCGCCAGGCGACGAGCACACAGGCACGGCAACUCCCUCGCCACGGCGGGGAGCCCGGCGUUUUCGUAUGCCGUGCCGACAGAGUGGGCGUCACUCCCCGGCCACUUGCCUAUUGGACCGACGCAUCACGAUGCAUUUGCGGAUGGCAAAAGCGGUGCUCCUCGAGACACACCGUUGGCGCGGAUGUCGCCCACUCCAAUAGGCCAUCCCGCGUGCCCUAUUGUUCAGCUUCCGGCCAUAGCUGGCUGUCAACACAGGAGUACGAAGAGCACAGAAAUUAAAAACGGCACCGGUGUGACGGAGAUUCAGUCGUACCAUACAAGUCACCGCCCGCAGUUUCCCACCCCUCGCUUAGUCAACGAAUGCCAGGGGAGUCUGCGGCAGAAGAGGCCCGUGACUACCCGCCCGGAAAGCGCCAGUGGUGGCGUAGAUGCCACAACGACGCAAAAGGGUGGGGAGCUUGGGAUCUACUCCACCAACUGCGGCUCCCAACGCGGGGUGCCCAUUCCACUCCUGCGCUAUUCCUCCAGGCCAGAGCGCAGCCACGUGUUUGCGUUCCCGCGCCCCUCCUUUGCCCUCGGGAACGAUUCAGUUACGGGCAAGGAAAGUGGCGCCGACUACGUUCGAAUAGGCCUUCGCUGCCCGUCGCCAAAUCGGCCCGCCACAGGGCUUACGGGCGUUGGUGACUCCAUAGGGCCCACGCAGUCAAGCUCGUGCAGAGAGCAACCUUCUUCUUUCAGGGUACAGAGUGAGCAGGCCUCAAUCGCGAGGAAGCAAAGAAGGAGGUUGCCUGAAACCUCCAGCCUGAGCUUUGUAAGUUAG
Trypanosoma conorhini is the source of this 2859-nucleotide messenger RNA. RefSeq lists its product as uncharacterized. The transcript has a single exon. The record is from RefSeq and is a predicted model, not a curated record. Bases 1 to 2859 code for a protein of 952 amino acids. NCBI's taxonomy places the organism in Eukaryota, Euglenozoa, Kinetoplastea, Trypanosomatida, Trypanosomatidae.